CCAACUGUGACAUGGGCUCGAAACAAUGGAGAUGUAUCUGAUCCUGAAAGAUAUGUUGCUUCAUAUGAUUCAGUCUCAGGAGAACAUCAAUUACAGAUGCCUAAUGUUGGCGUUGAUCAAGCCGAUACAUAUAAAUGUUAUGCAAAUAAUGAAUAUGGACGUGCUAUGGUCACAGUCACACUCAACGUGAUUGAAGUUGGGUUCAAGAAGAGCAAAGCAAUGCAGGAAGCACGAUUAGACCAACGAGAGAAAGCAGCAGCCGAUUUAAAAAGGACCCUGAGGACCCGAGCUGAACAAAAGGAGGAGAGGAAAGAUGGAGAAGUUGAUGAGAAAUUUUGGGAACUGUUGCUGAGCGCUGAUAAGAAAGAUUACGAGCGCAUCUGCGCUGAAUACGGGGUGACGGACUUCCGCUGGAUGUUGAAGAAACUGAACGAGAAGAAAAAAGAAAUAGAGGAGCAGCAGUCACAGUACAUUGAACACCUGAGCAACCUGAGACAUAUUGAAAUCAAGACGCCCGGAUGUGCCGAAUUUGAAUUUGAGAUGGAUCUCAAAGAUCCCAAUGCCAGAAUCUUCCUCCUCAAGGACGGUGUUAUGGUUCCAUUUAACACUGAUACGGACGAGAAGCAUUCUUUGCGUCAAGUCGGCAGGAAAUUCAUCUUUAGCGUACAUGGUCUGAAUGCAGAAGAUGCUGGAUUGUAUCAAGUCGAUAUUGAGGGGGUCAAUGUCUUCUCAACUGACUUUAAAAUUCCAGCGGUAGACUUCUUGGUAAAGAUUCAGGAAGUGAAGGCUGUGGAAAGAGAGGAUGCCGUGUUUGAGUGUGUCCUAUCUGCUCCGCUCCCUAAGAUCUCCUGGCUAGGCAAGAACGUCGCCCUGGAACAGGGUGAAAAGUAUGACAUCUCUGUCUCUGAGGACAUGUUAAUCCAUAGACUGGUGGUGAAGGACUGUAUGCAAGUGGACAAAGGCAUCUACGCAGCUGUGGCUGGAAUGAAGUCUUGUAACGCCUGGCUGAUAGUGGAGGCUGACCCAGAUCCGAACCAGAGGGGCAAGAAGGGUGCACGCAAAACCACUCAAGCAGGAGGUGGAGGCGCAGACCUGAUCAGGAUCGCAGCAGAACAGCAGGAGAAGCUCCAGAAGGAGCGCGAGGAGAGGAUGGAGCAGCUGAAGAAGAGAGUGAGAACUGGGCCCUUGGUCCCAGACACCAUUAUUGAUCCAGGAGUUCACUUCACCAGUGGACUUUCAGAUGUUCACGCCAUCAUUGGUCAGUCAGCUGAAAUGGUGUGCAAACUCAGCAGUGAAAAUGUGUGUGAUGGCAUUUGGUAUAAAGAUGGAAAAGAGAUAACAGCCACAGAUGAACUAAAGUUCAUCAAAGAUGGAGCAGUCCAUAAACUGAUUGUAUCAAACUGUACAGAGGAUGACAGUGGAAAGUUCCGCUUUGAGGCAGCUGGACGUAAAACUGAGGCGAUGUUGGUCGUGGAAGACCCACCAAGGAUGAAUCAAGAUGACUUGGCCAAAUUCUCAGAGCCUGUGAUAAUCAAGGUUGGCCAAAAAGCAACUUUCAAAAUGGACUUUGUAGGCCGUGAGCCAAUGAAAGUGCAGUGGUACAAUGAGGGUGAAGAGAUGCUUGAGGAUAAUCACAUCAGGAUUGAGAAGUCAGAUAGUCACAGUAGCCUUCUACUUGUGAAAUGUCAACGCAAAGACAGUGGAGAAAUAAAGCUGAAGCUCAAAAAUGAGUUUGGAACCAUUGAAGCCCUUUCAAGACUCAUCGUUCUAGCAUAUCCUGGACCACCAUCUACACCCAAAGUGGUCAGUGCCUUUAAGAACUGCAUCACUUUGGCAUGGUCAUCUCCCACCAACACUGGUGGGUCCAACAUUGUUGGCUACAAUAUGGAGAAACGCAAACGGGGCAGCAACAUAUGGGGUCAAGUGAACCCCCCUGAUGAGCCAAUUAAAGGCAAACAGUAUGAUGUGAAAGAUGUUAUUGAAGGAAUGGAAUAUGAAUUCCGUGUGUCAGCCAUCAACUUUUCUGGUGCUGGAGAACCAAGCACACCCUCUGAAUUUGUGAUAGCCAGAGAUCCAAAAAAACCCCCUGGUAAAGUCGUUGACCUGAAAGUCACAGAUUCCACCCAUACCUCUUUGUCUUUGCAUUGGACAAAACCGAAGGAGGAAGAAGGUGUCCAGGAUGAAGCUAAAGGUUAUUUUGUGGAAUUAAGGCCAGCUGAGAACACAGAAUGGGGUCGCUGCAACUCAAACCCGCUCAUUGCAACUUCUUAUACAAUUCUUGGCCUCAAGUCUAUGGCUAUGUACUGGGUCCGAGUGGUUGCAACCAAUGAAGGAGGUGAUGGGGAACCCCGAGAUCUGGACAACUACAUCAUUGCCAUGCCGCCACCUGUAAGGCCGAAUUUCACCAAUCACAAAAUGAAGAGCUUUAUGGUUGUAAGAGCAGAAAAUUCAGCUCGGGUCAACAUAAAUUUUGAGGCAUCCCCAAUGCCAACUAUAAUCUGGCUGAAAGAUGGAAUACCAGUGUCCAAACGUGUAACUGUGAGCAAUACAGAUGGGAUGUCCCAGCUCCUGAUUCCAAGUGCCGAGCGUUCUGACAGCGGGAUCUACACCAUCAUAGUCAAGAACAUAGUGGGUCAGGAGACGUUCAGUGUUGAGAUCAGAGUGACGGAUGAUCCAAAGCCACCUGGCUCAGUGGAGCUGGAAGAAAAUGUCCCUGGCACAUUGACUGUUUCUUGGGAACCAUCUCCUGAUGAGAAACGAGACAAUCACUUGUACUAUAUGGUGAUGAAACGGGACUCCAUCAAACGCACCUGGCAAGCAGUCGCUGACCGCUUGUUCAACAACAACUUCACAGCAGUCAACAUCAUGCCAGGAAGGGAAUAUAACUUCCGUGUGUAUGCAAAAAAUGACAUAGGUCUCUCAGAACCAUCUGAGUCCCUGACAUGGGGCGUUGUAAGGAAGAAAGAAAAGUUCAGCCUCAACUUAGCCCCAUCCAAACCUUGCAACUUUGACUCUGCUCCCAUUUUCACGGUUCCCCUGAAGAUGCACACUACCCCGGAGAAAUACGAGUGCUACAUGAGCUGUGCAGUGAGAGGCAACCCCAUACCUCAUGUCACCUGGUACCGCAACAACGUCAGCCUCAACACUGACACCAACUACUACAUCACUAACACCUGUGGAGUGUGCUCCAUGCUCAUCUUGAGAGUCGGUGCCAAAGACAACGGAGAAUACAGCGUAGUGGCAGAAAACUCUUUAGGCAGUGCUCAGUGUAGCACACAGCUGACAAUCUUAGGUAUGUUGUCAGAGUAUGUCUGAAACACUAGCUGUAGUUUUAUUGUAGUUUAAAU
Messenger RNA from Carassius auratus (goldfish), 3347 nucleotides. Its product is annotated as immunoglobulin-like and fibronectin type III domain-containing protein 1. Gene Ontology annotation, biological process: sarcomere organization. NCBI's taxonomy places the organism in Eukaryota, Metazoa, Chordata, Actinopteri, Cypriniformes, Cyprinidae. The transcript has 20 exons. Bases 97 to 3315 code for a protein of 1072 amino acids. The record is from RefSeq and is a predicted model, not a curated record. Gene Ontology annotation, cellular component: M band. Gene Ontology annotation, molecular function: protein binding.